This is a messenger RNA of Anguilla anguilla (European eel), 6921 nucleotides long. Its product is annotated as NHS-like protein 2. The transcript is spliced from 7 exons. Bases 708 to 3914 code for a protein of 1068 amino acids. The record is from RefSeq and is a predicted model, not a curated record. Lineage: Eukaryota; Metazoa; Chordata; Actinopteri; Anguilliformes; Anguillidae. Gene Ontology annotation, biological process: cell differentiation.
ACUGGUGAUUAUAUCGCAUUUCUCUUAGGCUGUUGGGAAAGAUUGCUGAUCUAGCGAGCCAUGAACACUUUGGGCUUACAAACGGGAAGAUCUCUGAUUUCUGUUCUUCUUUCAUAUUUUACUUUGAAGAAAACUUUCGAUGAGGGGUGUGGCCCACAGUCCACCCCUUCCUCAGUGGGAGCUUCCCCGUAUUCUGUAUCCGGAAGCCUACCAAUUUAAAUGACCGCAUUGUAUCUCAUUGCUGUCCAAUCUCGAGCCUGGAGAGCUGUAUGUUGACUUUGAAAACUGAUUAUUGGGGAAAAUAAUGAUAAAAAGCACACCAAGAUGGACUAUUGAUAUAUAUAAUCUAUUUGGGUUAAACAUAUUUUAGUACUUUUUUCAUGAAAUAUUUUUCGUACAGCGUUUGCAUUACACCAGUUGGCCAGAACGUUCGGUCUUCGAGUCAUUACAGUAACGCAGUCCGUGCGCUGUGGUCAUUGGGAGAUUUAUGCGCGCUCUCUAAACACAAGCUGACUAGCGUAGAUCUGAACCAUACCAUUGGAGGUAUCCGUUUUGGAUGAAUGCGCUGUUCUUAGGAACUGGACAAGCAAUUCUGAUGGAAAUAAACGCAAGAAACCAGAUUCCACAACUAUACUGUGGCUGUAAACUGGCUGCCUGCACUCGCGUCAGAUGAGAGGACUUGGGGAGCGUUUGAGGACAAGCACAAAAUGCCAUUUUUUAAAAGGAUAAUUGUCCCUAAAGAUGUCUGUAAAGCUGACACGAAGAGGCAGCGAGUUAUCUUCUCGGAUCUGGUGGAUGUGUGUGAAUUUGCUCUGUGCUCCGUUCUCCGACAGCUUUCGGAUUUAUCCAGGCAGUCUGUCAGUAUCCUGGAGGAGCUGGAAGGGGAACUUGCAUCGGUGUGUCUUCGGUCCAGAACGUUGGAGAGCAAAGUUGUCAGUCUGCAAAAACACCUUUCGGUUCUGGUCACCAAGCGGCCACCACUGACUACCACCAACUUGGACUCUGAGAGCAAGAGAACGGGCCACUUUCGAUCGUCAUGGCAACAGCAUGUGAACGUGUUGGGCUCGUGGAGUAGGCCGGAGUGUGUGCAGGAGCUGCAUUGGGAAGCACAGCUCAAUCUGCAGAGACUGCUACAAGAGUUUGGCGAGCAGCUUAACGACGACACAGAGGCGCAGCGUCCGCGCUCCCAAAGCUCAGAGGGAACCCCGCAAAGUCGGGAUCGCACCGCCACCUUCCCCGAGGAAGGGCCAGACCCCGGCUGCCUGGUAAUAUCUGAGCAGGGGUGUGUGGAUCAGACUGCGUCGGUAGGGGUUUUGGGUCACGACUCGUCCGGCAGCUGUGCUGAACACCCCCGGGUGGGCCCCCCCAUCCCGGAGAAACCUCGCUGGCUCCUCAGACCCUUCACCCGAGCCCACCUGGUGUUCACAGACGCCACAGGUGAGGGUGUCCAGAUUAAGGGUGCCUCUCACCCCAGGUUUUUAGCGCUGUCUCCAGAGCCUGCCGGGGGGUGUUUGCCACUGCGGAAGACGUACAGCGAUCUGGCCCACGGCGAGCCGCAGUCCUCCAGCGGCAGCUCGGAGAUGAUGGAGAACAUGGCGCUGAUGUGCUCCUCCUGGAACGGGCCCCGGGGCUCCACCUUCUGCCCCAACUGGGACAACUCCUUCAGCCCCUACCUGCUGAACCCAGACCCCAUCACCAUGGCCAUCCCGCAGGUCAGAGCGGAGGGGCGGGCCCCGCGGUCCGACGGGGGCCACUACCGCGAGCGCUCCUUCUCCAUCCCCGCCGACUCCGGCUCCUUCUCCCCGGGGCGCCGCGUCAGUGGGGGGGCGCCGGAGGGGGAGGACCAGGCCCUGUCGUACCCCAGCAGCGGCUCUGAGCACGGCAGCAGCCCGGUCAGCACGGCCACCAGGGCGGCGACACCGAUGGCGCCGGCCGGGCCGGGGCGGGAGUGCUCCCGCAGCAUCUCGCUGAGGAAGCUGAAGAAGAAGCCCCUCCCCCCGGUGCGCAGCGUGUCUCUGGGCAAGACCGGGGGGGGCGAGACGGCGCAAGCCAAAGGCCACACGCGCCCCAGGAGCCUGUGUCUCCCCAGGGACCUGUGCAGCUCCGUCCCACCGGACGUUAUCCUCAGCUCUAGGCCACGCCCCAGCCUGCCAGACACGCCCCUUUCCAGGGUGGGGACCGCUGCAGCCAGUAGGACUGAAUCUUCCUUUCCCAGCCAAUCGAAAUACAGCAGUCAUCACAGGUCCUCAUCCAGCUCCAGCACAGUGGAGGUCCCGGCAACUGGGGAGAUGGCAAACACGGACGGCAGCUCUGAAUCUCUGCCCUCCCCCGUACCCUCCUCCUCCCAAAACAGCCCCUCCCAGCUCUCGCCCGAGUUCACAGUUUCCCCCGUCAAACCCCUUCGGCUGAUGUCCCCGUCCAGCGGCUACUCCAGCCUGUCGGACACGCCCACCCCCACCGUGCCCACCUCCGCCAUCCUGGGCCCCUCCCCUCUGGGCUGCAGGCUGCGGCCCAAGGUCCCGGAGAGGAAGUCGUCCCUGACGCCGGCGUCGGCGCGAGAGAGGGCCGCCCGCGUGAGGCUGUCCUGCGAGGUGCCCGCCACCUCGCGCCCGGACCCGCCCUCCGGCCGCCCCAAGUCUGCGGGCGCCCGCCGCCACUCCGACUCCUCCGCCGCCGCCACCAUGCUGCUGCCGCAGAAGCUGAGCCCCGGCCUGGUGGCGUUGCCCCUGGUGACCGAGACCGACCUGCGGAGCGUGCGCCUGCGCUCUGUCGGCCUCCCCGAACCCGAGGCCGGCAUGGAGGGCGGCUCCCAGGUCAUCCCGGAGGAGCAGGACCAGGACCGAGUCCACAGCCCCGUCAGAACCCCAAACCCCAAGCCCAAGCCUCCAAUCGCAGCGAAGCCCGCCCUGCCCAAACGACCCCUCAGCCUGGUGCUGAACCCCGCCCCCUUGUCGGAGUCCCCACCUACCUCGCCCAAAGACCAGCCCCGCCCUCAGCCCAAACGGCCCCUGAGCCUGAUGCUGAACCCCGCCCCCUCCUCUGAACCCCCGGCCGCAUCUCCCGCCACAGCCGCGGACCGUGGGCUGCCCCUGGGUAACAUAUACAAAGUGCUGAGGAAGCGGAAGUCCAAAAAGGGUCCAGCCCCUUCCCCGCCCAGCCCUGGGGGGGCCCAAGAGUGCGCCCAGCAGCCGCAAUCACCCGACCCCCAGCAGAAAGCAGAGCGUCCCUCCUCCCCCGGCAACCCAGAGACACGUGGCAAAAGCAGGACGCUGCCCAGCCGGAUUACCAUUUCCUGUCUGGCUGAGCUGGACAGGAAGCAGAACAAGGUGCCCCCACCCGUGCCCAGGAAGCCCAGUAUCCUCCUCCUGCCCGUCAACGGCGUCCGCGGCGGCGGCGUCAGCGCGGAGCGACCGGCCAAAGCCCACGGCGCGCUGACCCAGCAGGACCCAGCCCAGGCGGAGAGGGUCCCGGCCGGGGACCGGCCGCAGGUGAAAGCGCCUCUGACUUGCGCCGAGGCAGGAAUAGAACUUUCACAGGAUGGUCCAGAGGAGGACUAUGAUGACGUGUUUGUGAGCAAUUCCGCAUUACACAGCACAGAAGACCUCUUCACCAUAAUUCACAGGUCGAAACGGAAGGUUCUGGGCCGCAAAGAGCCAUUGGACCUGUUCGGCAGCCGGCAGAGCCUGGCGUCGCCGGGGAAGGCGGAGGCGACGGGCGUGGCGCCCAGAUCCAGCGCCCGCAACGACACCUUCAUGGCCAUGCUGCAGAAGAGGAACGGGCGGAACGGGCCGACGGGCCGACCGUCCGCCGCCGAGAUGCUACAGAGCACCAACCCACUGGCCCGUCGGGCCCCCGACGGCCCGCCACCCUACCCGGAGCCGGCGAGCUGCCACAGACCGCCCCAGCAGCAUUGACCCCCCCAUGACCCCACCGGGCCUCUCCUUCCCCCGCGCUCUGUGUGGCCGUGCUUGAUGGUGGUGCUGUGGCCGUCAGCUUCAAUGUUCUCAUGAGGUUUUUUUAAUGUAAAGAUCCUCUGUCUCAACGAGUGUAUGUUUUCAAAUUGUUUUUACUUUCUUUAAAAAAAAAAAGCCUCUUGAACGUGCUUUUCCUAGCUCUCUGAGUGAGUUGGCUCAGGGUGAGGGGGCAGAACUAACUGGGUCUGUGGUCAGCUUAAAGGGAGGGGGGUCAGCAUCAGCUCAAAUCAGAGAUCGGAACACAGGGUUCCUGAAUCAGAGCAAUGGGCUCCUGAAUCAGAACAGCGGGCUCCUGAAUCAGAGCACUGGCCUCCUGAAUCAGAACAGUGGCCUCCUGAAUCAGAACAGCAGGCUCCUGAAUCAGAACAGCGGGCUCCUGAAUCAGAACACAGGGCUGCUGAAUCAGAACAGUGGGCUCCUGAAUCAGAACAGCAGGCUCCUGAAUCAGAACAGCGGGCUCCUGAAUCAGAACACAGGGCUGCUGAAUCAGAACACAGGGCUCCUGAAUCAGAACAGUGGGCUCCUGAGUCAGAACACAGUGUAGGUGAAUUGGAACACAGCUCCUAAAUUGGAAUUCACAGCAAGCACUGAUACUGGAACUCUGACCUGGGUACAGGUGACACACAUUUCAUACAGGGAUACACUGAAGGGAGAUGAAAGCUUUUUUUCAGAUGUUCAAAAGAUCCAGAUCCUGACCAGGAUUUGACUGAAUUUCCCCCACCGCAGUUAUUAAUCAAUAACUUCAUAAAUAAUAAAGGGCAGCUAUAAUUGAAGGAAAACCUUGAAUGGCACUGAUAGGGGAGUGCAGAUGGAUAACUCACAGAGCAGCCCUGCUGUGAUGCAGUGGAGCUCUACACUGUCAUUGGCUGAAUUGACUCAGAAGGAUGUCCCUGACUCUUCUGCUGAAACUCUGCAGGAAGGGGAGGGGCUAUGGUUGGUCUUCACGUGACAGUGAUGCCCUGACAGUCAUGUGACAGCGUUGCCCUGAUGGAAUGUAGUUGUGAUUGUAAUUUGUUCUUAGAUGCUCAGGUGUUUGUUUUUUUUACUCUCAGGUGACCAUAAAAGUUUUAGUGUGUGGACCGAUUCUCUCAGGAUGGUAUCGAGCUGAUCAAUAAAGGACCAGCUUUAUUUCCAGGGGCAGUCGGGUGCUCUGUCCAGUGAAAGCCCUCGUUCUCGAUGCGACGGCCCCCGUAGUCUGAAAUUUAGCGCGUGAUUUAGUGGCCGCCGGUUUACACUGGGCAUUCCUGUCACCCACGCGGGGAAGGUUUCGGUCAGCUCCAGUCAAUACCUACCGGCCCUGUCAGUGGGCUCCGUGCCCACUGUGGGUGAAGGAUGCCCCCCUAAUACAAAGACUCCAGCACUCUGAGCCAAAAGGGGGAGUUUGUGCUCUCUCCAGUUGAUGUCAAUCAAAUGAAUAUUGCCAAGCUGGAACUGUACUACAAAUAUAUUUGGAAAUCCAAAUUGCAAGAAAAAACUAAAAUAAGGGUUGUAAAUGAUUUUUUUAAUAUAAUUAUUUUUUAUUCAUCUAGUACCUUUCUCAAACCCAUGGUCACAAAGCACAACAGAGACACUCUGAGUGAACAGAUAGUCACCCCUCUGUUUUGAACUUUGAUGAAGAGUUAUAUUGCCAUCUCUCUUCGGAUGUUCAUGAAAGUGGCCAUAGACCAAGACUUCAGUGAGACCUCCCGCUAUCCAACGCUACUUCAUAGACACAGCAGUAUGGAGGACAGCAAGACUACAGAGCAGAAUAUCUGCUUAGUACUGUAAAUAGAAUAUCUUUGACAGGAACCUAAGACCUGGGCAUGUCCUUCAGCAAGUGGGAAGUAUGUUCAGGGGUAUGGAACCCCCUGACCCGGUGUGUGAAAGGGACUCUGUACUCUUCUGCCCUCAGUUCCGAAAUCAAAUGCCCCGGUGCUGCAGAGUCUGCCUCUGCCCACGGACUCUCCCUCCAGAGGCGUGUUCAACACACGCGUACAACACACGUGUGCAACACGCGUGUACUCUCUCUCUCCAGAGGCGUGUUCAACACACGCGUACAACACACGUGUGCAACACGCGUGUACUCUCUCUCUCCAGAGGACUGCUCUCCAGCCUCCAUUCUGGAACUUAUAAUAUCCUAAUAUGAAGUUUUUUUUUUUUUACAAGUAGCCCAACAGCUCAUAUUCAUAUAUUCAGAAUUAGAAGCUGAGUCAAAGUAUAGUACGUGAAGCAGUGUGUGGCUUUUGCUCAAAAUAUUUAGCAAAUUAAACUAAAAGCAGUGUUUGUUUGCCUUGUAACUCUGGUUUAUAAUGCCUGAAUAUUCUACUUCCUUAGGAGUUGUUGGUGGGUGUUUUACUGUUAAUAUUGAUUUUAUACUGUUCAGACCAUAUCUGCUCUCCUGUUAACCAUGGCCUUUUCUGAGGCCCCUGCAGAGAUGUUUGUGUAGGUACAGCUUUAUGGAUGGAACAGACACAGGGAGGAGCAGCCCCAUUAUACCCAGUAUCUAGGGUCUGUUUCCUGGGUUCAGGCUAUUCUUGUUGAAGGAAACAUGUUGGCAUUUUGUUCAAAAGCCUUUAAUAUACUGGCAAACGUUUGGGAGAAGUUGAGAAGAUAGCAAGACUACACAUUCGUAUCUUGUUAUUGUUAAUUGUUAAUGAUAAAGUUAAUGAUAAACAGUAGUCUGUUUUAGAGGGUACAGCUUACAGGAGUCUGUUUUAGAGGGUGUACGUCACAGUCAAGGACCACUGGCAUCUGUUUUAGAGGGUGCCACGUGCAAGAAGACUAAAAAAAAUCGUAAAUGGGGAAAUACAACCAGAGAUGAGUUUACACAGAAUGUUAAAGUUAAGCAGACAGGCCAGAGAAUUCAGAGCUCAAAGCCCAACACAGCUCACAACCUAUAAGGAGCUAUUGUAUGUCUUGCCGAUGUAAUGAAAUUAUAUCGUUAAAAUAAAUUAUUUUUCCUGCUUAA